GUUAUACUUAUAUUCUUGCGACGUUUCAUUUAAUUGGGAAAACCCCUUUUUUUCUAAAUCAAAUCUCACUCCUUUCCAAAAAAAAAACCCAAAACCCCUAUCCCAUUCGGAAUGAGUUUAUAGUACACACACAAUCCCACUCGUUUCCAAAAGAAAACCCCAAUCCCAUUCGAAAUGAGUUUAUAGUACGUCAAUAUAUACUGGUAAGGGUAGAGUACGUGAUAUAAAUCUAGAUCCAUCAUCAGACGGAAUAAAGUUCUCCCGAGUAGGUGAUAUACAUAUUAGAUCCAUCAUCGCACGAAAUAAAGUUCUCUGGCCGCCGCAUGUUUAGGUAAUUAACUUUUUCGUCCGGCCACAAGCUGUGGAGGAGUCCUUCUGCGGAGAGAGAGCAUAAAAAGAUCUUGAUGGGGGGCGAGGCAUUAAUGGAACCACUCAAGAACAAGUCAUCGAGGAAGAAGUCUAUGACGGUUUCCACGGAUGAAGAAGCAGAUGUGAAUGAUCAGAAGAAGGAUUGCUACACGGGCUCAACGUUCCUUACGGACCAUCUAUUAAGCUGUCUGACAUCGGUUGUGUAUAGAAAUACAUACCACCAUAUAAAGCCUUGGGCUACUCCUCCUAACAUGUUGACCUUUUGGAAUGGAACCCCAAGUCUUAAUAUCGUAUCAGAGCAAAUUAAGCUCCAACGAGUAAUUAGAUCCUGUUAAGCCUUAAUAACGAGCACACGGACUACAAGAUUAGUCUGAUCCAACGCGCCACCAUCUUGCGGGGGCGUAUUAAGCUGUCCCACACCGGUUGUGUAUAGAAAUACAAACCAACAUAUAAAGCCUUGGACUACUCCUCCUAACAGGUUGACCUUUUAGGAUGGAACCCCAAGUCUUAAUAUGUAAGGUAUGAAUAAUUGUAUUGAUCUCCAUUGAAUACAAUAUGCAAGAUGAUGUUUAUAUACACGUAGGAGCUAUUGUGAUAGCGAAUGAGAUAAUUAUCACUAUCUACAAUUGUGGAGAUAAAAUAGUAGAAUAACAAUCUAGCUAACCG
This is a messenger RNA of Cuscuta europaea, 1035 nucleotides long. NCBI's taxonomy places the organism in Eukaryota, Viridiplantae, Streptophyta, Magnoliopsida, Solanales, Convolvulaceae. The record is from the annotation of a GenBank genome assembly.